AGAACAUCGCGUGUGCUCUGCAUAUUAGCUACUCACCACCUUCCAGUUGAUCCUUGCGUCAUCCCAGAUACCUUCUACAUUCCACUCUCGAUGACGGAAGGUAGUCUGCGACGAAUAUCCUCCAAAAAGAAGGUUAAAUUUGUCGCUUCACUAAAGAAGAGAUCCUCGUCAACGGGAGCGAUCCGCAGCUCUAAUGAAAGGGAAUCAGAGACACGCGAAACAGCUCGCUUUCGUCUGCAAUUUACUCAGGGGGACUUGCAUUGCCGUUUGUCGCACAACACUCCUCCAGGACAUUUGCCGCGGAAGUUGGAGUGGGACACUGAUCUGACUCUGAUGAAUGACGAGCAAAGAUGUGCAUUACUUAUUAAGUUUUCGGACGCUAUGGGUAUCAUGAGUCACCCGUACAGGAUUGUGGCUGAGCAGGGGAUGAUUGAUCUUCUCAGUACAGCAACAAGUGUCAACAGUGUCAUGGCAGCUCUUCCAGCUAUCGUGAAUGGGAUCCGCUUCACUUUGCUACAUCCUGAUCAAUCUAAAAGAGUGUACGCCUUGAAGAUUAUGUGCAUGUUGACUAGCAUACAUGGCUGUGGUCCAAACCUUGUUCCGUUCUAUGGGCGCUUACUUGCCCCCUUACGUAAGUACCUACACACUGAUGCAGAAAAUGUAUAA
Molecule: messenger RNA, 666 nt
Organism: Cylicocyclus nassatus
Lineage: Eukaryota; Metazoa; Nematoda; Chromadorea; Rhabditida; Strongylidae
Source: the annotation of a GenBank genome assembly